UAUGGCCGCCAGUGUUUGGUUGCCGUGCCCGCUCACUAAUUAUUUAAAUAAUUUUGGUGAAUGUGCGGGCGUACGCUGAGAUAAAUAAUUCGGCAAAAUGAAUAUGUCGGUGGAGAAAAAGAAAUACCCUUCGGCGCUGCCAACAAAUUGGCCGACUAGGGAUGAGACGUCGAGAAAAAGUCAAAAUCAAUUGUCAUCCACUGGAAAGGUUGACGUUUACUAUUACAGUCGUGGUGUCAGAAACGAUGCAUCGCUAGUACCACCAAUAAGACAAACAGCUUCUAUAUUCAAACAACCAGUAACCAUUUACAAAAUGCAGGAGGGAAAAGUGAAAGAUAUCAAACAUGGGAAUCAAGAAAAACCAAAACAGGAAGGAGCCGAUAAAACUGAAGGCAAAUACGGCUCCCAAGAUAAGCCUAAACAGUUAUUUUGGGAAAAACGUUUAGAAGGUUUGAGGGCGUGCGAUCCUGGCGGUUUCGAAUUCGAUGCAAUGGAUUUACCAAGAAGCUUGAAGCCCGUGGGUCCUUAUAUUACGGAAGAAACGUUGCUUCAGAGCGUUGCAACCGCUUUACACGUUUCGUCUCAGCCAGUCACAGGACAAACUGGUUCGAAGACAGCUUUGGAGAAGAAUCCCGGGGUAUUUCUUAAUCCCGAUCAACCCCUCGUACAGGCAGUCUCGAUAGCCGAUGAAGAUAUUAAAAGACAGGAAGACCGCGUGGCUCUCGCGAGAAAAAAACUCCAAGAUGCUUUACGAGGAAUGCCUACCUAAAUUGUACAAUUUUUUUUAGCUAUAUUUUAAUUCGUUUAGCACUAAUCUUAAGUUCGUCAUUAACGGUUUUUAUAUAAUAAAUGUUUUGUAAAGAAAAGAAAGUAAAAAUGUAUCAUAUGAUGCGUAAUUUAUAAAAC
Ceratina calcarata is the source of this 906-nucleotide messenger RNA. RefSeq names its product methyl-CpG-binding domain protein 2 (gene MBD-like). Gene Ontology annotation, cellular component: nucleus. Bases 98 to 769 code for a protein of 223 amino acids. Gene Ontology annotation, biological process: DNA methylation-dependent constitutive heterochromatin formation; negative regulation of transcription by RNA polymerase II. Gene Ontology annotation, molecular function: methyl-CpG binding. The record is from RefSeq and is a predicted model, not a curated record. The transcript has 5 exons. NCBI's taxonomy places the organism in Eukaryota, Metazoa, Arthropoda, Insecta, Hymenoptera, Apidae.